GUCAUUUCUCCCACAUUUUACUUUCGUUUCUAGGGUAGCUCAGGUUAUCUCGCGUUUCUUACGAAGAAUAAACAUUAUAUUCCACCAGAGACCGUCUAAAGGCGAAGAAUCAUGAAGUUUUUCAUUUCCCUCGUCGUUUGUGUCGUCUUGUGCCAUCUUGCGACGGCUGGAGAAGAAAGGAAAGUUCUUGCACCGAAUGUCCAGAUCUACAGCCGGAACCCAGGGAAGUACGGGGAAAAAAACGUCUUAAUCUGCCACGCCAGCGGCUUCCACCCACCUGAGAUCAAAAUUGAGCUGCUAAAGAAUGGCAUUGAAAUUCCUGAUGCUAAGCAGACUGACCUGGCCUUUGAGGAGAACUGGCACUACCACCUCACCAAGCAUGUGCCUUUCACACCGAUGUCAGGAGAGACGUACGUCUGCAGAGUCACCCACGUGGGAAUCCCAAGAGAUUACGUCUGGGAGUCUGAUAUGUAAGAUUUUCAGACAGCUCCAGGAAUCUGGCAUUUAAAGGAUGAAGAAUGAACUUCUUUUACCAUCUAAGGAUAUGCAUUGUGAAUUUGGGCUUUCACAAAAAAAAAAAAAACCUUCAGCACUUUCGAGCUAUUUGAGUUGAGUUCAGGACAGGAAGAAGUUGUAGAUUUUUAUUUUUCACAUCUUGUGGCCUUAAUACAGUGAACUUGUCUCACAAGCUUGGUGGUGAGACUAAAUCUAAAAAUACUAAACAGUAAAUAAAUAAUUAUGUACAGCGAUUCAAAUUUAAAUUCUUCAAAUUAUGUUAAUUAACUACAUUAAAUUAGAAAGUCCCAUUUACCAGCCAUGAACGGACGGACUCAGAAACAGUGAACUCACUCUCUUAUCCUUCUUGUGGCUUUUUUAUCAUUUUUUGCCAUUUUUAUCAAAACUCUUUUCUUCUGGGCUUAAGGUUAAAUCUUUUUAUUCUAUCUCAUAUUUUAUGUUUUAUCUCUUACGCUUUCAGAAUUAUUUCAGUGAUUGAUUAUUAUGCAAUAGAAGUCUACUUUAGACAAAAACUAAAACUGUUUUACACUGGGUGAUUGUAUAUAUGGUCUAAAAAUAAAACAAUUGGAUACAA
Cyprinodon tularosa is the source of this 1090-nucleotide messenger RNA. RefSeq names its product beta-2-microglobulin-like. The transcript is spliced from 4 exons. The coding region runs from base 112 to 474 and encodes 120 amino acids. Gene Ontology annotation, molecular function: MHC class II protein complex binding. Gene Ontology annotation, cellular component: MHC class II protein complex. Lineage: Eukaryota; Metazoa; Chordata; Actinopteri; Cyprinodontiformes; Cyprinodontidae. Gene Ontology annotation, biological process: immunoglobulin production involved in immunoglobulin-mediated immune response; antigen processing and presentation of exogenous peptide antigen via MHC class II; peptide antigen assembly with MHC class II protein complex. The record is from RefSeq and is a predicted model, not a curated record.